Molecule: messenger RNA, 2011 nt
Organism: Nomia melanderi (Alkali bee)
Lineage: Eukaryota; Metazoa; Arthropoda; Insecta; Hymenoptera; Halictidae
Molecular function (GO): protein binding
Source: RefSeq, a predicted model, not a curated record
AACAACAUCGAUGUAUAACAUCGAUAUUCCUGAAUAUCGAUAUUCUACACGAUUUAAAUUUUGUAUACAAUGGAUGCAUUUGUUUGUAUUGAAAAGAGAAGAUUUGACUGCUUACAUUUUCACUCGGUAAUUGUUUAAAAUUAUUUGUUUUAAUAUGGACCAAGAAUAUUAUUCAUCUAUGUAUACCUGGUUUGAAAAAUCUGGAAUGAUAUCAAAUAUAAGAACACAUCUUCGUCAAAAUUUAAUUAACGCACUAAAAAAUAAAGAUCUUGGUUUGAAAAGUGACCAUCCAAAAUCUGCAAAACAGUAUGUUUACGAUUUACUGAUAGCAGAAUAUUUAUUUAAUCAUAAUUAUGCUUAUACCUUGUCCGUAUUUGCCAGCGAAGUACCUUUGUUAAUCAAUUUUUCUAAUAAGACAACUCAAAGAUCUGAUACAGAUAAAAAAAGUGUAAAUGAAAAACUACAGAACGAUUACAUAUUCCAUGUAUUAGAGACCUUAGGUAUUAAUCCUCACGAUACAAAAGGACAAUAUGUUAUAUCACAAUACAUUGAUAGUGAUAUGCCACUUUUAUUAUGCAUAUUAAAAUGUAUAACUAUGUUCUCAUACAAUAUGCACAACAAUGUACCCAUAAAAGAAAACACUACUCUUUGCAAUGAAUCUACACAGACAAAAUUUUCUUGGAUGUCUUAUAACUCGCAAGUAGAGAAAUUACUUGCACUAAAGAAGAAAAUAUCUGUGCACAAACAAAUAGUUAAUAACAAAAUACAUAAGAGACAAACAAUGUUGAAAGAACAAGCAUUACUUGUUGAACAACAAAUCGAAACACUAAAUGCGAAGCUUCAACAGGUUCAGAAUGUUAUGCAUUCAAUGAGUUUAAAAGAAAAAGAAUUAAACGAAAAAAGGCAGAGUAGUGAACAGAAAAUUCUACAGAAAGAGAUGGAGUUGGCAUUGAAAGAGAGAUUGUUAAUGCAAGAAAAAUAUAGACUUCAGAAAGAGCAAAAUGGUUGUAAGAAAUUGGAGGAGGAUUUAAGACAAUUACAAGAACAGAAAAAGGUAAUUGAAGAAUCUACUAGCCAACAUGUACAGAAUAUGGAAGUACAAACAGACUUUACGAUCAAUGCGUUGCAAGAAGAUAAAGUUAGGAUUCUUACUAAAGAAAAAGAAGAAUUAAAUGCUCUUAUACAAGAUCAACAGUUGAAAAUAGAGCAAAUAACUCAACGUGCUCUUCAGCUGUCUCGACAAAUAGAAGGAAUACGCGUGUUAAGGCCUACUAACACGGAAAUACCGACUCAAACUGCAAAUACAAAUACAGUCAUCAGCGAAAGUAGUUCAACGGAAGAUAUCCUUCAAGAUGCGAAAUUAAGACUGAAGCGCCUAGAGGAGGAAAGUCUGAAAGCAGAUCAGUAUUAUUAUAACUUUAUCAAUAAUUCACCGUAACAAUGAUUUGCAGUAACUUAAUAGCAGUACAAUGAAUAUUACAACGUGAAUAUCCACGAAGUACACUAUAUUUACACCAUAAUAUAUUUUAUAUUAAUUUAUUUAUAAAAUACCUAUGAGUUCGACGAAUAUAUGAGACUGUAAUUAUUUACCUCCGUUCUUAUUUAUUAUAAAACGACAUAAAAUAUCCCGAUUACGAAUCUCAAAUUGAAAUAAAUACGUGUCAAAGAAUGUUUUUUGUUACCUAGUUUAUUUUAUAAAAUUGGACGUCAAUAUAAUAUACAAAUUAUUCACUAUUUUUUUUCUUUAUUAUUUGAAUUCUACCUUAAUUACAUGCAACACCAAACGUAGUAUAUAAAAUGUGAAGUCAAAUUUUUUCCAGUGUUGUACAUCAUCUUCGUUUGGGAUCCGAACUCCUUCUAUUGCUGAGGAAUUAAGGAGAAUAAACUUCGUUUUCGCUGAGUUGAAUCGACAUAUUGGUAUUUCAAUCGAAUCACGUCGAUGCGCAAUGUAUAUUUGAAAAAGGAUAUUGUUUAUCUCUGCCCUCACGACCUUCCCGUUCAUGAGUACGUU